This is a messenger RNA of Blumeria graminis f. sp. triticale, 594 nucleotides long. NCBI's taxonomy places the organism in Eukaryota, Fungi, Ascomycota, Leotiomycetes, Helotiales, Erysiphaceae. The record is from the annotation of a GenBank genome assembly.
AUGGCCUGUAUCGUAGCGUUCCUUCUCAUAGCGUCAUCGAAAUAUCAGACUUCAAAUCACUUGAUCUUCGUGACUAGCGAAAUAUCAGAUGACAGCUAUAGAGUUUUUGCUCAUCAAGGAAAUGAAUUCCCGCAGGCUGAUGAUAUAUUAAUGACCGCAUCGCCAAUCGAGGGCACUGGGACUUCUACUGCCGUGUAUUGCUCAGUAGCUUUGGGGGAUCAACAAAUUAUUGCAAGGCUUAAGAGGACAAAAUUGCUUCAUACAGAUUUAGCAUAUAAAUACAUAAACCCUCAGCCCGACAAGCCAGUCACGUGCUGGGAUAAUAUUGUGGCCACUAUGAACAAACAUGAUAGGCUAAGAAUGGACUACUCGGAGCUCGAACAAACAGCAUGCACACCCCAAACUAUUUCCUACCUAUCAUACACUGGUUUCAUCUCAGUUAUUGGAGAUUACGAACGCUUCUUUGCAAAGAAGGGAUCCGGCGAACAUAGGCCUAUCAUUAUUGCCAAUACAUUCUCACUGGACCAACUAAUCGAAAAAGGCCACAUUUUCCGGCGUACCGACUGGGAUAAAAAGUCUAUAGCACUUGCUUAG